Messenger RNA from Aspergillus fijiensis CBS 313.89, 1896 nucleotides. RefSeq names its product C2H2-type zinc finger protein. Gene Ontology annotation, molecular function: zinc ion binding; DNA-binding transcription factor activity, RNA polymerase II-specific; RNA polymerase II cis-regulatory region sequence-specific DNA binding. Gene Ontology annotation, biological process: DNA-templated transcription; regulation of transcription by RNA polymerase II. The record is from RefSeq and is a predicted model, not a curated record. Gene Ontology annotation, cellular component: chromatin. Bases 55 to 1896 code for a protein of 613 amino acids. NCBI's taxonomy places the organism in Eukaryota, Fungi, Ascomycota, Eurotiomycetes, Eurotiales, Aspergillaceae. The transcript has 2 exons.
CAGCCUCCUGUCUCGGGAGUGACUGCACCUGCUCAGCAUCGAGUACAAUACACUAUGUCGGUCGCUCAUUCUACCAGACCGGUCCCACCCUAUCAGCCCUUCCAAUGUUCCAUCUGCCAGAGCCGCUUCACCAGACAUGAAAACCUCAAGCGCCAUGCUGCCCUGCACUCGCGUUCCUCGGGUGAAGUCUCGUUGGCCUGUGGCCAUUGCAGCGCGACCUUCUCGCGUCCGGACUUGCGCAAUCGGCAUAUGAAGCGGAAGCACCCCGAGCACCACGAGAGACGGACAGCCAAGAGAAGAAACUCGCAAAAUAAAGGUGACCAGUCAUGCUCGAUUCAUCAGCUCCAGCUGGCUGGCGACGAAUACGAGACGGCGAGGACGAGCCGACAUUCUCCCACCUCCAGCAAUAAAUCACCCGGUGUAUCGGACUCUCCGGCUCGAUCUCCAUCCAGUACCUCGCUGCCCGUACAAGACGAUUGGUUUCCGUCCGACCUGCAGAUCCGUCGGGGAUGCGAUCUCUUCUUUAACCAUGUCUCCUGCUUUCUCCCUUUCCUGCAUCAAGCAACUUUCGAUACUACGCAGGUAUCCGCACAUCUCAUCCUGAGUAUUCUCAGUCUCUCCUACCAAUAUGGUGACGAUCCGGAACGAGAGGACGAAUCCGGGUCUGGCGCCACCCUGUCGGUGCAAUGCUUCCAUCGUGCUCGUGCUCUCAUUCCCAGCCAUGAAGACGACGCCGACGACACCAUCGAGAUCACUUCGCACCUGAUCACCAUCCAAUCCUACCUCCUCCUCCAGAUCUGCGCCAUGAUGUAUCUCUGCGGCGAGAGCUCGACCCAAGGCCUCAAGAUGCACACUGCAAUGAUCUCCCUCGCCCGGUCCGCAGGCCUCAUGCAACCAACCCCGACCUCCUCUUUAGCCUCAACCUCCGACCUCGACUCCCUCUGGCACGCCUUCAUCCACGCCGAAUCGCACAAGCGAACCAUCUUUGCCGUCCACCAGAUCGAUGCCCUGUAUUACCAACUCCUUUCCAUCCCACGCUGCAUCUCCCACCUGGAAAUCAAGCACGACCUCCCCUGCCCCGAGAACCAGUGGUCCGCCUCGACGAGCGCCGAAUGGGCCCAUCUGCAACUCACCUCUCGCUCCGCCACCACCGCCAAAACCCCCACGCUGCAGUAUGCCGACGCAAUCCGACAUUUCUUAUCCCCCACCGCCGACGUCCAACCCAUCGCCCCCUUCGACCCCUACGGCGCCAUCAACAUCGCGCAGUUCCUCAUCUCCAGCGCCCGCGAGAUCUCUGGCUGGUCCACGAUGACGGGGAUGUUGAGCAUGGAGCGGUUCGGGGCGCUGCGCUCGUCCCUCGCAGCGCUGGGUCCAUACCUCCGUCCGGAGGAUGAUCUCGUUUCUACGGCAGAAGGCAUGCCCAGAGCGACCAGUGUCCGCACCAUCACCUGUGCCGCAACGUGGGAAACGGCCAUGCUCGAGCUCCAGAUGUGGUCUCCGUUGCACACGGGGGGCAUCGUCGGGGCGAGCAUCGACACGUGGCUGCAGCAGUCGACGCGGCUGGCGCCGACCUCGUGCGAGGUGCUGUGCGAGGUGGACACGGUGGUGCAGGCGGUGCAGCCGCACGUGGACUGGUUUCUGGGGUACUUGGACCGGUGCGCGGCCCUGCAGGCGGAGGCGCCGUGGGUGUUGCUGUACGCGUACCAGGCGUUCUUGGUGGCGUGGCAGCUGGUGCGGUGGGGGGUGCCGGGGGCGAUGGGGGUGGUCGGGGUGGCGGAUGGUGACGGGGAGGGGGCGCUGCACUGGGCCAGGACGGUGUUUGGGCGGCGUGAACGGUGGCAGAUAGGGCGGUUGAUCAAAAGAUGUCUGGACGAGCUGGGGAGGGGGUGUAGUUGA